Messenger RNA from Hyla sarda, 1500 nucleotides. RefSeq names its product DAN domain BMP antagonist family member 5 (gene DAND5). The transcript has 4 exons. Gene Ontology annotation, molecular function: morphogen activity. NCBI's taxonomy places the organism in Eukaryota, Metazoa, Chordata, Amphibia, Anura, Hylidae. The coding region runs from base 488 to 1147 and encodes 219 amino acids. Gene Ontology annotation, biological process: determination of heart left/right asymmetry; signal transduction involved in regulation of gene expression. The record is from RefSeq and is a predicted model, not a curated record.
GAAUGGCGGAAGUGACAGUAAGCGCGCCGCGUCUAUGUGGGGCUUUCUAGGGCUGUCCCUUACAAAUGCCUGCAAAGAAAGCUGAUGACAGCGAGGGGGCGCCCGCGGCCGUGCCUGACUGAUUGUCCCUAAUUAGCUCUAAUUACCUGGCUGUAAUAAAGCAGAGCUGAGCUCAGGUGUGGCAGAAUGUAUGUGGCUCAUAGGAACACUUUCUAGAUGAUACAUUUUGUGUUAUGGCGUACACUUCUGUAUACAGAGCAGAGCUGUUCCCACUAGACGCCCCAUCACCUGUCGUCUUCCAUGAAACUCAAACAGACAGGUGCGGAUUAUUUGUUUCCUUUUGGGUAUAUAAGACCCUACAGUCCCUGCAGGAUUUGAGACGUUAAAUUAUCGUAUGACUCUGGGGUCUCUUGAAGCCCUUCAAGAUUGACGAAAGGGGACAGAUCCCCAGACUGUACUGCUUAGACCUACCUCACUACUGAAGAAAAUGCUUUGGUUCCUAAUCAUUCUGGCCGCCUCCUCGGUGAGUUCAGCUCCUUUUCUUGAGGAAGAGGAAGGAUCUGGCUUUACACAUAUGGACUCAAAUCAGGAAAGUCCUCAGAUGGCUUCUGUUUUUGGAGCUCACAGCGUUCCACCUUUGGCCUUCCUCAACAACCCCUUUAUCAGAAGGGACAGAACAGAUUCCUUUAAGACCAUUUCUCAAAAUAUACAGAGUGUUCCUUCAAAGGAUCACAUGGGAGAAGAUGCAUUCCGAAAGAAACUGGUUUGGGAAAAUGCCAUAAAGAAGGAGAAAACAAGGUCCCGUCCGGACCAGGUGCUGCCGAUUGGACAAGAUGCCUUGAAAAGAUCACGAUGCAAUGCCCUGCCAUUUAUACAGAAUGUCUUCAGGAAGAACUGCGCUCCAUUGCGGAUUCCCAAUAAAUUUUGCUUUGGUCAGUGCAAUUCCUUCUACGUUCCAGGUUGGCCCUCUGGGCUGUCGCAGCCCUGCACGUCAUGCUCUCCCAUUCGUUCCAGACUCAUCUCUGUCCCCCUGCACUGUCGCGGUGGCCACCUGUCAUGGGAAGAGGUGGUUCUCGUAGAAGAAUGUGACUGUGAGACUCGCUUCGAUCGGGUUGGCAGCGGCGAGGGUUUCCUGCCAGUGCCCUAAACGCAACAGACUGUAAUGACAGACUCUGUCCGACACAGGGCCUCUGUAAUGGCCUCUGACCUCCUAUAGUCCUCUUGCCACAGGAAAUGUGGGAUCCCCUCAAAGCCCCCCUGUCAGGCGUAUGACGCAGCCAGUUAAUGGUUUUUAUUUAUUUCUUUUUAUAGAUUUAUUUUGUGUAUAGAUUUUUUGACGCUGCUUCCUUUAGACGGGGAUGCAAAACAAAUAUUAACAAAAGAAUGUUUUACAUUCUGUAUUCAGGUUUUACUGUCUUUUUAGAUGGUUUUGUAACUUUUUUUUUUUUUAUAAAUUUUUUUGGGUACAUUCCUUAAAUCACUUGUGACUUAACGAGAGAU